CCUUUGCGAGGAUCGGGCAGCGGCGUGGCCGGAGACAGGCGAAUCCUAGUUAGCCCAGGACAGACAAACGACGUAGCAGACGCUUGAGGCAUCUCAAGUUACUCCGAGCCCAAUCAAAGGAGCAAAACGCCGACAGGCUACAGUCGCGUUAGAUUUGAGCUCUGGUACGCUGCACCGGGGCAAUCAGUAGUAGCUGCCGGUACACACGACACACCGGGGUGAAAACUCACUGCCAGUGAGGCGAGGAGGGAGGAAAGAAACAAGCAGAGAGAGGAAACCGAAAGCUUAAAAAAGAGGAAUUCUUGAGGGGGAGGAGGGCGCCAUGAUGGCAGGUGUGGUGUGCUAGCGGGCUAAAGGGAGGAGUGGAGGACACUACUGAUUAGUGAUGGGCAAAAGGGGAUGGAGAUGGAUUGAUAGGUAGCCUUUUUGCUCUUAACCUUUCUUGCAUCCUGUCUUCGCUAACUCUGGGUCUGGGAGGAGACGAUUGGUAGACUGUGAUUGAGCUGGGAUGCGAGUGAGGUGUGCACAAAAGCGCCGUUCACAAAUCACAACUAAACUUCAGAAGGUCAAAAGUCGUCUCAGUUUGCCUUCUCUGAAGAUACAGGCUUGUUCAUAAGAUAACCAUGGAAGAAUUCAAGAUUGGAAGGCUGGAUGGUCAGCCGACAAAGAUCAGAAACGUCCCCAUUGCGGUCACCCCGGAAGGAUUCUGGUGCUGCCCAUCACAGGCCGCUCUCCACAAGACAACAAAGAACCCAAACCAGCAGGGCAGACCUAGAGGUGGAGCAUCCCCUGCUGUGUCAAAGGCCUCCUGGGUUCAGAGGACGCCAACCAUUUCUUCGGAGAAGAGGGCACAUUCUACUCCUACCAGGUCUAGAACCAAUUCAGAUGAACAAGUAUGCCCCCCUGCAGAUGCUUCUGCUGCCCCUGAUCUACCAAAGGUAGCACCGGCACCCGAGAAGCGACCAAAGCAACAUAAGAUCUCCGUCGGAUUUGGGCAGCUUGGCACAAGUGAUCUGAAGGUUGUGCUGUAUGGCAAGGAAGGGGUUGCUGUGAAGAUGAUUGUUCACAAGAACAUCCUUGCUGAAAGUAGUACUUUUUUCGCCGAUAGGCUCUCCAGGCAAUCUCCAGUGUCGUGCAUUGAGGUAUCAGAUUGUGAGGAUGUGGAGAUUUAUGUUGAGACUGUUGGGUUGAUGUACUGCAAGGAUGUCAAGCUGAGGCUGAUCAAGCAAAAUGUUCCACGAGUUCUUCGAAUCUUGAAGGUCGCAGAAUCAAUAGGCUUCCGUGCAUGCAUCAUGUCAUGCUUAGAUUACCUGGAAGCAGUUCCUUGGGUUGGCGACGAGGAAGAAAAUGUCGUGUCAUCCAUACGACAACUGCACGAUGAGAAUCAUAGGGUUAACCCCUUACUGAAAAGAGUGACAUCUGAACUAAAAAAUCCGCCAAACGACACGCUUGCACAUAUCAUUGAAUUGGUGCUAAAGAGCAGUGAGGACAGAGGACGCCGCGAGAUGAAAUCUUUGGUCCUGAAGCUCUUGAAGGAGAACAGUAUCUGCACCAAUGCUUCAGCAGACUCCUGUGUCAUGACCUUGUACAGUUCUUGCCGGGAUUGCCUGGAAUCCUUACUGACUUUGUUUCACCAAGCCUCUGAUCCGGAAUUUGCUGAACAAUCUUCGGACCACAAGGAAUUGGUCUUCCGAAAGAUCACUUUGGAGGCAGAUAACCUACUAUGGUUAGCUGAGAUAUUAUCAGACAGGAACGCAGCCGAUGAGUUGACAGUCAUCUGGGCCAGCCAAGCCGAGCUGGCCAAACUUCACAGCAAGAUACCGGUCAUGCACCGGCACCUCAUGAGCUGCGUCACCGCAAGGCUCUUCGUCGCCAUUGCGAAAGGCGAGGCUCUGCCAUCGAAGGGGACGAAGCGGCUUCUGCUGGACGUCUGGCUGCAUCCUCUCAUGGACGACUACAACUGGCUGCAGCACGGCUGCAGGUGGUUUGACAGGAAGGUGGUCGAGGACGGGAUCGGGCAGACCAUCCUGACGCUGCCAUUGGAGGACCAGCAGGCGGUGCUGCUCGCAUGGCUGGGCAGGUUCUUGAAGGUCGGGGACAGGUGCCCGAACCUUCAGAGGGCGUUCGAGGUGUGGUGGAGGAGGACCUUCGUCAGGCCUUACACUGAGCAGCAGGGGAGCUCGUCGUCCCGAUCAGGGCGACACUGAUCAUCGAACGUUGCUAAUAAAUGUAGUGUGUGAAGUUGGUUGCAACUUACAAGGUAGCAAGUACUUAGUGAUAAUGAUUUUCGACAAGGUUGUAAGAGACUUUACUUAGGAGAUGUUGGAGAAGAGAGAAGUUUUGGGUGUUGCUUUCUAACUGAGGGUGUGUGUCACUGUGUUGGUUGUGCUUGUGCUGUAAUGCUUUGAGAUAUAAAAAAACUCUCUGAAUUCUUGGCACAGAAAUCAUCCUUCUGCGAUUUACUACUUGUGAGUGAACAGAAUUCAGGAGUAACAGUUGUAGUUUGUGGGUUAUGACAAAGGAUUUUGCUGAGGUGCACGUA
This is a messenger RNA of Phragmites australis (common reed), 2542 nucleotides long. Its product is annotated as BTB/POZ domain-containing protein At3g50780-like. The record is from RefSeq and is a predicted model, not a curated record. The transcript has 3 exons. NCBI's taxonomy places the organism in Eukaryota, Viridiplantae, Streptophyta, Magnoliopsida, Poales, Poaceae. The coding region runs from base 624 to 2207 and encodes 527 amino acids. Gene Ontology annotation, molecular function: protein binding.